AGUUUUAACCCUCAUACAUACAGUCAAAGAUGGCAGCAUAGUACAAACAUGAUUAGUCUGUUGCUAGCUUUGUUGGUGUUGCUGGGAGCUGCAGAUCGUUCUAACAGUCUGUGUUGUAGCUUCAGUGUGGGGUGUGAGCAGGAGACCAUGUGUAAUCCAACCACUAGAUGGAGCCUUCUGUUAUGUCGUCUCAUGUACAGUCUGAUCAUCAGAGUCGCAGUGAGAGAAAGCAAUGAAGUGAAAUAUAACAUCAAGCAGACAGACAGGGCAGGCAGAGAGCAGUGAGGAAGUCAGUGAGACAGUACAGACACAGUGAGACAGGAGAGUGAAGCAGUGUGACUGAGCCGCUCAUCAUCACUGACCAUGGGGAUGCUGAGGACAUCACUGGCCUUUCUUCACCUGGCUACCUCUCUGGCGCAUUUCAGAUCAGCAGCAUCAGCUCUUUGCACUGUCCCUGCUACACUGGACGCUGCACAGACCUCACCGUGGACAGGUCCCUGUGCCGUGUGAGGAGAAGAUUGUCCGCCUGGAAGCUGAGAUCCAGGGCCUAAAGAUGGUGAUCGACAACCAGCAUCGUUACAUCCAGGACCUCCACAACAGCCAGGCCCAACGGCUGGAGCUCAUACCCAACUCCCACCUGGGCCCAGAGAACCUCUACAGAGACUGCUCCGAGGUGUUUGCAGAUGGUAACGUGGCCAGUGGGCUGUACGUGAUCCGUCCAGACGGCUCUCCCACUGCACUCAGUGUCUACUGUGACAUGAACAAUGGAGGAGGAUGGACCGUCUUCCAGAGGAGGAGAGACGGCACAGAAAGCUUUGACAGAGCAUGGGUGGAGUACAAGCACGGAUUUGGAGACCUCUUCUCCCCUGAUGGAGAAUUCUGGCUGGGCAAUGAACCUCUACACUAUCUCACCUCACAAGGAAACUAUGACCUACGCAUCGACAUGGAGGACUUUGAGGGUAAUCAGCGCUACGCAGAGUACAAGAACUUCAAGGUGGACGAUGAGAAGGACCAGUUUCAGUUACAUUUGGGAGAGUACACUGGGAACGCAGGGAAUGCCCUAGCCGAUGUCCGAGGCCCUCGUCCAGCUGGCCAGAAAUGGGCCGGUCCAGGCUCAGGGUCAACCAGGGUCAAAUUCAGCACGUACGACCAGCUGAACGAUGAAAGCGAUGAUAAUGCCAAGUGUAUCAGACACACCAAGGCAGGCUGGUGGUUCAGCAAGUGUGAUGCAGGAAACCUGAACGGUCACUACUACAAAGGACCAUACCAAGCCAUGACUGAUGACGGGGUGGUGUGGUACACGUGGCACGGUUGGUGGUACUCCAUCAAGUCCGUGGUCAUGAUGGUGCGAGCCGCCGACCUCGAGCAUCCACCUCCAAUCCUCGCCCCGUUACCGGGACAACUCGACCCCAGCAAAGUGGCGGGCGGUGUCAUUCGUCCUCAGGGCCAAUAGGCUGAAAAGCUUUUUAAAUAUCAACUUAAUUCACAUCACAGAGCAUGAGCCUGUUCACACUGUGACAAAAAU
Messenger RNA from Larimichthys crocea (large yellow croaker), 1525 nucleotides. RefSeq names its product fibrinogen-like protein 1. Gene Ontology annotation, molecular function: extracellular matrix structural constituent; protein-macromolecule adaptor activity. Gene Ontology annotation, cellular component: fibrinogen complex. Gene Ontology annotation, biological process: fibrinolysis; blood coagulation; platelet aggregation. The record is from RefSeq and is a predicted model, not a curated record. The transcript has 8 exons. Bases 554 to 1453 code for a protein of 299 amino acids. NCBI's taxonomy places the organism in Eukaryota, Metazoa, Chordata, Actinopteri, Sciaenidae.